Messenger RNA from Staurois parvus, 1567 nucleotides. NCBI's taxonomy places the organism in Eukaryota, Metazoa, Chordata, Amphibia, Anura, Ranidae. The record is from the annotation of a GenBank genome assembly.
GCACAGUGACCUGACUUGUGAUUUCUUACUGACAGGUUUUAUGGACUUGGAACAUGUGGAUCAGCAAAAAAAUGGAUCUAAAGAGGAAGGCGGAGCUUUUAAAGAGUGAGUUAAUGAAGGAAGUGGACAUUCAUUUCAAUGAGUUUGUAAACAACUUGAUUGAAGAGUCAACAGCUCUUGAAGCCUCCACUGCAGCCACUAACUUCUACCCUGGAAAUGGCGAAAAAGAUGUCCACAAAGGAAGGUCACUGGCCAGACCCCCACCUGAGCAUGGGAAGCUGUUUAUGUCAAGACGUUCUCUACUAGAUGAGCUCUUUGAAGUCAAUCAUUUUCGGACUAUCUACCACAUGUUCAUUGCCCUCCUCAUCCUCUUCAUCCUCAGCACACUGGUAGUGGAUGGAAUUGACAAGGGCAGACUUGUCCUGGAGUUUGAUCUCUUGGAAUACGCCUUUGGCAAAUUCCCAAUUGUUUUCUCUACAUGGAUAUGCAUGUUCUUGAGCACAUUGAUCAUUCCAUAUGUACUUUUCUCAAUGUGGGCCCAGGGAUACAAGACCUCUUCUCAUCGCAAACUCCGCACUUUGUUUUAUGGAUCCCUGUAUAUGACAUUCCAGAUGGGUCUUGGCUUCUGUCCAGCAUACAUAGUCCUGCAGCACAACUUGCCCCCAGCAUCCCGGUUUGUUGUCAUUUUGGAACAGAUUCGGCUGAUAAUGAAAGCGCAUUCAUUCGUAAGAGAAAAUAUCACUCGGAUCUUCUCUUUUGCCAAGGAGAAGACAUCUAUUGCUCCAGUCCCACAAGUUACACAAUACCUGUAUUUCCUGUUUGCUCCGACUCUGAUCUACAGAGACAACUAUCCAAGGAAUCCAUCCAUAAGGUGGGGCUAUGUUGCAACCAAAUUUCUUCAGGUGCUUGGCUGCCUCUUCUAUGCUUACUACGUCUUUGCCGACUCUGCAUUCCACUUUUCCACAACAUGAGCCAGGAGCCUUUUAGCCUGAAGGUCCUUGUCCUCUGUAUUUUCAACUCUAUCCUGCCAGGUGUGUUGAUUCUGUUCCUGGCCUUCUUCGCUUUCCUGCAUUGUUGGCUCAAUGCAUUUGCUGAGAUGCUUCGUUUUGCUGACCGGAUGUUCUACAGGGACUGGUGGAAUUCAACCUCGUUUGCCAACUACUACCGAACCUGGAACGUGGUUGUCCAUGACUGGCUGUAUUAUUAUGCCUAUCGGGACUUUCUUUGGUUCUUUGGCAGAAGAUUUAAAGCUGCAGCCAUGUUGUCUGUGUUUACUGUGUCUGCUGUGGUUCAUGAAUACGCACUGGGGAUCUGCUUUGGAUUCUUCUAUCCUGUUCUUUUCAUUCUGUUUAUGGGCUUUGGCAUGAUUUUUAACUUCAUCCUUCACGACCGUCGGAAAGGGCCUAUCUGGAAUGUGGUCAUGUGGACAUCUCUGUUCUUGGGUCAGGGUGUUCUACUUUGCCUUUAUUCCCAGGAGUGGUAUGCACAGAAACACUGCCCCAUCAGCAAUCCUGCGUUUUUGGACUACUUGAAGCCACGGUCUUGGACCUGCCAUCUUGAUGAGUAA